AUGGCUAGCCCCGCUCGGGAACGGGGGACCUUCUUCCUCUUAGGGGUCUUCCUACACUUGGUUUGCUCUUGCCUGGCUCAAAGAGGUCCUCCAGGUGCCCAAGGUCCGCCGGGUCCCCCUGGACCCCCAGGAGUGCCCGGAAUCGACGGCAUCGAUGGAGACCGAGGUCCCAAGGGCCCCCCAGGCCCCCCGGGGCCCAAUGGCGAGGCAGGGAAACCAGGCUCUCCAGGGAAGCCCGGCAUCCCCGGCGCGGAUGGACUGACAGGCCCUGAUGGAUCACCUGGUCCUGUUGGCCCAAGAGGACAAAAAGGUGAACCUGGAGUGCCGGGAUCUCGUGGAUUUCCAGGCCGUGGUACUCCCGGACCUCCUGGUCCUCCUGGAUCUGCAGGACUUCCUGGCGAACUUGGUCGGAUUGGACCAUCUGGUGAUCCUGGGAAAAGAGGCCCGCCUGGACCUCCAGGCCCUCCUGGACCAAGUGGAACAAUUGGACAUUAUGAUGGUGAUCCACUGUGCCCUAAUGCAUGUCCACCUGGUCGCUCGGGGCAUCCAGGCCUACCUGGACCGAUGGGUCACAAAGGAGCAAAAGGAGAAAUUGGUGAACCAGGAAGACAAGGUCACAAGGGUGAAGAAGGUGACCAGGGAGAUUUCGGGGAUGUUGGAGCUCAAGGCCCUCCUGGUACACAAGGCCUAAGAGGUAUAACCGGUAUAGUUGGUGCCAAAGGGGAUAAAGGAGCUCGUGGCCUCGAUGGAGAACCAGGUCCUCAAGGUCUUCCAGGAGCCCCUGGUGAUCAAGGACAGCGAGGUUCACCAGGAGAAACAGGUCCAAAGGGUGACAGAGGUAUUCAAGGUCCUAGAGGAAUAACUGGUCUUCCGGGAUCCAAAGGCGAAAAUGGUUUGCCAGGGAUGGAUGGAAGAGAUGGGAUACCUGGAAUGCCUGGAGCAAAAGUACUGAAAAAUAUAUUUCAGGGUGAACCAGGGAAGCCUGGCCCUCCUGGGGAUGUUGGACUUCAAGGACUCCCUGGUUUACCGGGAAUUCCAGGUGCAAAAGGUGUUGCUGGUGAAAAGGGUAAUUCAGGUGCUCCUGGUACUUCUGGUGUGAUAGGAAAUUCUGGCAAACCAGGCGAGCAGGGACCACCUGGGGAAACAGGGACCCGAGGGCCAAGAGGACCACCAGGCAGCAGAGGAGAACUGGGGCCUAUUGGUCCUCCAGGACCACCAGGCAAGCUGGGUUCCCAAGGUGAUCCAGGUCUUCCAGGUGUUCCUGGCCCCCCUGGACUUCCUGGAUUGAAAGGAGACAGGGGUCCAGUUGGUGAGCCUGGUCCAAAAGGUGAACAAGGUGGUGCUGGUGAAGAAGGUGAAGCAGGUGGAAAGGGUGAACUAGGAGACAUAGGAUUGCCUGGCCCUAAGGGAUCGGAGGGCAAUCCUGGUGAGCCUGGUUCGAGAGGGCCCGAAGGGAUUCGGGGACUUCCUGGCGUAGAAGGCCCAAGAGGAUCACCUGGUCCCCGGGGCAUGCAGGGGGAACAGGGCGUUCCUGGCUUGCCUGGCAUCCAGGGCCCUGCUGGCAGAGCACCAACAGAUCAACACAUUAAGCAGGUUUGCAUGAGAGUUUUGCAAGAACAACUAGCUCAGAUGGCUGCUAGCCUCCGGAGGCCUGCAUCUGGUCCUGCAGGAAUUCCAGGAAAACCCGGACCACCAGGAGUGCCAGGAUCCCCUGGAGAGAAUGGUUUUCCUGGACAGAUGGGACCACGUGGCCUUCCAGGUCUUAAAGGUCCUCCUGGUGAGCUCGGCUUGAGAGGCCCCAAAGGUGACCUGGGAGAAAAGGGGGAGAGAGGAUUUCCAGGAAGAGGACCCAAAGGCCUGCCAGGAGUCCGGGGCCUUCCAGGUGAUCCAGGCCUAGCAAGCUACGGGAGAGAAGGACGAGAUGGGGAGCGAGGUCCCCAGGGUGUGGCUGGGCUACCUGGAGUCCCUGGACCACCAGGCCCCGCGGGACCUCCAGGGUUUUGUGAGCCAUCAUCCUGCACAGUGCAAGCUGGCCAACGUGCCUUUAGCAAAGGGCCCGAUCAGUGAAAGAGCCCUGCCAAAUCACUGUCUGCACCGACAACUGACAGCUAAGAUAACAUGAAGGAGAAGUAUCCCCAUCCCCAUGGCAACAGAGUGAUCCACUCACUCUAAUGUAUUGUUAUUACAUUUUGCAAAAGUUGUCCUUGAUAGUUAUAUUUUAAUGUUGGUGCUUGCAAAAUUAUGCAACAAGACCUCAGCCUUUUUCUUGCAAAGGAAAUGGCAGUUAACAAAACCAAAUCUACUUUUAAUAAAGAUACACCCCACCAUCACUCCAUUCCACUGACUCACAUAUGGAUGCUCUAUAUGGCCUUGUAUCUUGGGCAUCGAUUCAAUAAAAAAGAAAUUAUGUUUUUUAUACCUCAAAUUCGGUGGUUGUUUUUAUGGUGUUUAAACUUGGCUAUUGGAUCAUUGCGACUUCAACUGUAUAGAAAUUUACAUUUAUGGAAAAAACGUGAUUUUGGCUAAAUGGUACUGGAAGUCCCUUUAAAUGUGCUCUUUGGUUUAGCAUGGAAAAAAAUGCCCAUGUACAGUAGCUCCAUUCAAUUCCAUACAGGUUUUAUUGUCACAUACAUUUUUUUGUUUAAUCUAAUUGUGUCUGAAGUCUGUUGCAUCUUGGGUCCCUCUGUGUAAAUCAAAACAGCCAGGCAAUAGGCCACUGUUAAUGCUAAUACCCAGAAAUGCAAGUUUUCUAAGGUAGGUUAUUUAUUUUAAGUCUGAAGUAACAUCUCUGGUUGUCAGAAAAAAAGAUGAAUUAAUUUCUUAACAUUUUGCAUGUUUUUGUGUGAAUGGUUGCAUUCAAAUGAAUAGUCA
Messenger RNA from Tachyglossus aculeatus (Australian echidna), 2871 nucleotides. It is a transcript of the gene COL9A1, whose product is annotated as collagen type IX alpha 1 chain. Lineage: Eukaryota; Metazoa; Chordata; Mammalia; Monotremata; Tachyglossidae. The transcript is spliced from 32 exons. The record is from RefSeq and is a predicted model, not a curated record. Bases 1 to 2067 code for a protein of 688 amino acids.